AUGUCCGUCCGCCAUCGGACGCGUCCACCGCCGCCGCCACGUCGCCAGCCAAUCGGCGGCCGCCACGUCACCACCGCCGCCGCUCUCCUCCAACCCGCGGCCGCCACCUGUCCCGCCGCUUCCCCGCACCGCGCCAGGCCCGCCGGGCCUGGAUCGGGCCGGCGGGGCCCAUCCCGCCGCCGCCGCCACCCGCGGGCGCUGCCCCGCGCGAGCCUCCCCGUGGCCCGGUCGCCCGCCCUUCGCCGGCGCCCUCCGCCGGACUCCGCCGCCAUCGCCUCGCCGCCACCAGACCCCGCGGCUCCUCCGCGCCGCCAGGCCGGAUCCGCCCCGCCGUGCGCCGCCCGCGCCGGCGACUGCGCCCCCGCCUCCGGCCGCUCCCCCUCGCCGUCUCCCUCCUCUCCUCCGCCGGCCGGCGACCUCUCCCCGAGCUCCGGCGAGCGACGAACCCUAGCCUCGGCCCGAUCUAGAUCCACCGGAGAAUCAUUCCAUGCUUUCUUUUUUCUUGAUAAGUUCCUGUAG
This is a messenger RNA of Aegilops tauschii subsp. strangulata, 519 nucleotides long. The record is from RefSeq and is a predicted model, not a curated record. Lineage: Eukaryota; Viridiplantae; Streptophyta; Magnoliopsida; Poales; Poaceae.